AUGUUAUUGGUUGAGAAUGACAAUCAAGGUAAACUAAAGUUCUAUUGUCAGACUUGUCCCUACUUUUUCGGUAUCAAUAACAAGGUGGUUUCAAAGGUUCCUCUAGUUCGUAAACAAAUAGAUUCUGAUGUGUUUGGUGGUGAUGAAGCUUGGAAUAAUUCACAACAAGUAGAUAUUGAAUGUCCUACUUGUAAAGUAAGAAGAAGAGCACAUUUGAUGGAAAUUCAAGUAUACCCUGCCGAUGAACCAAAGACUGCUUAUUAUAAAUGUACAUAUUGUGCAACGAGAUGGAGAAACUAA
This is a messenger RNA of Cavenderia fasciculata, 300 nucleotides long. RefSeq names its product RNA polymerase III subunit (gene rpc11). Lineage: Eukaryota; Evosea; Eumycetozoa; Acytosteliales; Cavenderiaceae. Gene Ontology annotation, molecular function: DNA-directed RNA polymerase activity; nucleic acid binding; zinc ion binding. The transcript has 3 exons. The record is from RefSeq and is a predicted model, not a curated record. Bases 1 to 300 code for a protein of 99 amino acids. Gene Ontology annotation, biological process: DNA-templated transcription.